Molecule: messenger RNA, 1635 nt
Organism: Symbiodinium natans
Lineage: Eukaryota; Dinophyceae; Suessiales; Symbiodiniaceae
Source: the annotation of a GenBank genome assembly
AUGCUUAGAGCAGACGAGUGGCAAAUCUACGAUGAUCAGCUGCUUUUAGGUGCAGAAGUCAGCGAUGGCGACUUCUCAGCGCUGGAGUCCCUGGAGGCCGAGAGGGCAGCUGCGGUUCGAGGAUAUUGGUAUCCUAGGAACUCGCAAGAAGGCGAUCUGUCAUCAUGGAUGGAAGGGAGCGGGGUGGCCGUGAGCUUGCGGUACAAGCGCAGCAGGGGUCCCCUGGUCAGCAUCUCGGUUUUCCAUUUUAGAACCGGCAAGAGGCCCAGUCCAAACGAGAAGAAGCAGAGCUGCAGCAGGCACGGCGUCGGGAUGUGGUUCUUGCAGCUGUGCUGUUUCCAUGCCAUCGCGCUUUCUCUCAGCAUCGAGGAGGAAAGGUUGAGGCAAAUUGCAGCCAACGAGGAUCACAACAUUGCAGAGACGGCCCCUCCAGUCCCUCCAGUCCCUCCUCCACCACCGGGUGCAGGGUUUACAUCGGCUCCGCUCUGUCACCUGCCUCCCAAGCCGCAGGCUACGGGCCCCAGGGGCCCCAGUGGCCCAAGUGCUCGGCUUGUCCAGACGGAGCCGAUGAAGCUACCCAGAAAGCCUUGGGGCUUCACGUCAGCUCCGCUUCUUGCGCGCCCACCGCCCAGCGCAGCAGUCGCGCCGCCAAGCACGCCAAGCACGCCAAGCACACCCAGCGUACCAAGCAGCGACCCAGCUCCAGCUGCGAUCCCAAGGUUACCAGGCCGCGCGGGCUUCACGUCUUCCCCACUCUGUACAGUGCCACCGAAGCCUCGAGUUGCAGUGGGAGCCCCCACAGAUGCUUCGCCACCCCCACCACCGCCACCCCCUCCAGCCGAAGGUGCUGAGGAGGGAGCUGCUGAUGCUGCGAUUUCCUCAUCGUUGCCAUCCUUGCCUCCGGUUCAGACUUUUCGCACCAACCUGCAGAUGUGGAAGCGCCGCGCCUCUGAAGCGGUGCAGCCGCUGCCAAAGCAGCUGCGGGAAGCCAGAAGCAGAAUGCUCUCUCCUCCCUCGUCGCCCAAAAGUGCGGCGGGCGAUUUUUCUGUCCCGUCAGAGGAAGAGCGCCAGCAGCGCGCUGACCAUCUGCGGCGGCAGCGGGAUCGCCUCAUCGAGAUGCGUUCCAAGGACCGCGAGCGGCAGCUCUCCGAGCUUGGGUGUGCCGGCAGUGCCGAUGCACACCACGGGGACAUGGAGGCAUGGGCGGCCCUGGGCCGACGGCGCGUAGCAGAGCUCAGCGGAGCGCGCCUGGCCGACGAGACGGCGCCCUCGAGCGCCCAGCCUGAGUCGGCUGAGAAGCUUCGACAAGCACUGACCCGGCAAUUGCUUCAAAGCCUUGCACAGUCCAUGGUCAGUGAUGCUGAUGCUUACAUGGACCUCGCGAUCGGCAACAAAGCCUGGCACACAGAGGUCCCGACUCUGAUGGAAGGCGGCAUGGACGGCCUCACAGGCAUUGAGCGUGGGCGCAUGUUGGACGCCCGGACAUCAUUCGACUCCGCAACAUUUCUCAGCCGUUGCUUUCACUGCUGUUGCUUAGGGCGUUCAGAUGUAUCUAGGGCCAAUUUAGGGUAUGUCCCAAGGUGGAAGCAAGUCUGGGCCUUACACCCACCAGAAGACCGUGGCUCGUUGUUGUAG